This is a messenger RNA of Peromyscus californicus insignis, 1411 nucleotides long. RefSeq names its product testis-specific serine/threonine-protein kinase 1-like. Gene Ontology annotation, molecular function: tau-protein kinase activity; ATP binding; protein serine/threonine kinase activity. Bases 11 to 1033 code for a protein of 340 amino acids. Gene Ontology annotation, cellular component: cytoplasm. Gene Ontology annotation, biological process: protein phosphorylation; intracellular signal transduction; microtubule cytoskeleton organization. The record is from RefSeq and is a predicted model, not a curated record. The transcript has a single exon. Lineage: Eukaryota; Metazoa; Chordata; Mammalia; Rodentia; Cricetidae.
UCCUGGCACCAUGGACGAUGCCGCGGUCCUAAGGAAGAAGGGUUACAUCGUAGGAAUCAAUCUGGGCGAGGGCUCCUAUGCAAAAGUCAAAUCUGCCUACUCUGAGGGCCUCAAAUUCAACGUGGCAGUCAAGAUUAUCAAUCGAAAGAAAGCCCCCACGGACUUCCUGGAGAAAUUCCUCCCUAGGGAGAUGGACAUCCUGGCGACUGUCAACCACCGUUCCAUCAUUAAGACCUACGAGAUCUUUGAGACCUCUGAGGGCAAGGUCUACAUAGUCAUGGAGCUGGGCGUCCAGGGCGACCUCCUCGAGUUCAUCAAGUGCCGAGGAGCCCUGCAUGAGGAUGAUGCUCGUAAGAAGUUCCAUCAGCUUGCCUCGGCCAUCAAGUACUGCCAUGAUCUGGAUGUUGUCCACCGAGACCUCAAGUGCGAGAACAUUCUGCUUGACAAGGACUUCAACAUCAAGCUGUCUGACUUCGGCUUCUCCAAGCGCUGCCUGCGGGACGGGAGUGGGCGCAUCGUCCUCAGCAAGACCUUCUGUGGGUCAGCGGCUUAUGCGGCCCCCGAGGUUCUGCAGGGCAUCCCCUACCAGCCCAAGGUGUAUGACAUCUGGAGCCUGGGUGUGAUCCUGUACAUCAUGGUCUGUGGCUCCAUGCCCUAUGACGACUCCGACAUCAAAAAGAUGGUACGCAUCCAGAAAGAGCACCGCGUCAACUUUCCACGCUCCAAACACCUGACUGGUGAGUGCAAGGACCUCAUCUACCGGAUGUUACAGCCAGAUGUCAACCGGCGGCUGAACAUUGAUGAGAUCCUCAGCCACUGCUGGGUGCAGCCCAAGGCACGAGGUCUGUCCUCUGCAGCCAUCAACGAAGAGGGAGAAAGCUCCCGGGCCACUGAGCCCCCAUGGACCCCUGAACCCACUGGUGCCGAUAAGAAGUCUGCCACCAAGCUGGAGCCUAGGGAAGAGGCACGGCCCGAGGCCCAACCUGAGACAGAGGAAGGGCACCCCCAACAGCCUCCAGAGACACAUACCUAGUGAGCCUCUUGCAGCCCAGGGGCCAGCAGGGAAUGAGGCAGAGCCUCACACACACACACACACACACACACACACACACACACACACGCACGCACGCGCACACACACACACACACACACACGCAUGCACGCACGCACGCACACACACACUGAUUAUUUUUCAAGAAGAGAAUGGAGAUGGGAGAGGCCUUGGAAGGGAGCCUCUGGACACUUGCUAAUGCCAGGUGCCAGGUGAGGGCUGCGAGGAGCCUCUUCAGGGGACAGUGACGGUGAGAGGAGGGCAGAAGCUCAAGUGAGCUCAGAUUCUGGAGAACGGAGGAGGUCAGGGGCCUGGAACCCAGCACAAUGUGAAUGCCCAAGCCUGCAGGUGAGCUGACCU